AUGCAAAAGAAACACGGUCGGAUCCCAGCGUUCACGGGGUUUAAGACAUGGAGAAGGCUUUUGACCGUGUCUGGCACGACGGCCUCGUGCUGCAGCUCCUCGAAUCUCCUUACGUCGCGUCGCGCCUUUCUCACUGUUCGCACAUUCUUCAUCGCGACGGGAGAGGUUGAGUCGAGACCGCGACCCAUCGCGUUGGACUUCCCGCAAGGCAACGUGCUGUCGCCUCUGGCCUAUGCCACGUACACAGGCGACGCAUCAUAUCUCCAGAGCAGUAGAGAGAGCCAAGCGGGGGAAACAUAA
This is a messenger RNA of Pieris macdunnoughi, 300 nucleotides long. Lineage: Eukaryota; Metazoa; Arthropoda; Insecta; Lepidoptera; Pieridae. The record is from the annotation of a GenBank genome assembly.